AUGGAGAAGGAAUAUGAAGAAGCAAGGAACUAUGGAAGAUAUGACAAGAAACGAGAAUGUUAUAUCAACAGAAAAGGAGAACCAGUUGUCCAUCGAAAAGAAGUGGUGUUUGACGAUGUUCUUGCAGUAAUCCCUCUAUCCGGCGAGUACUAUUCAAAUGUUGCGAAAGAUAAACAUUAUGAGAAAAAGCUGGAUAAAAUCAUCAGAGAUGUCAUGACAGCGAGUCUAGGACAGAGAGAUGAAGAGAGGAUGAAGAAGAAUGUUGAAAGUUUGGUGGAUAAUUUGAAAAAGGCUGCUGAGGAAGUGAAAGUUGAAGCUGAAAAAGAAAAAGAAGCUGUUACUGAAGAACAACAGAAUGAAGAAGAUCUGAAGAAGAAAGGAGAAGAUGAUGUGAAGGUUGAAAGUUCGGUUGAAGUGGAUGAUGGUGCUGGUAUUGGUGAGGAACAACAAGAGAGUGAAGCUGAUCAGACACAGACGGAAGAGAAAGUCGAGGUGCCAAUCACUGAGAUUUUGAAAGAUAAUGAAGAAAGGCUCACACAAAAAUGCAAAAAUUUAGAAAAAGAAAAUGAGACUUUGAAGGAAAAGGUUUCGAAAAUGACAGAAGAGUGUUUACAAAAGGAAAGUGCAUUUCAAGAAAUGAAAAAGGAAUACGAUUCAAUAAAACUUGCAUACCAUAUCACAAAAGAAUCAUAUAAAGAUGUGAAAAGUCAAAUGAAACUUGUUCAAUCGAGAUUGAAAUAUUGUUCUGAAACAUCCGAUACGCUUAAGCGACAGUAUGAAAUUAAGCAACAAGCUGUAAAUUCUUACAUUGAAGAUGUUGCUAAGCUAAAGCGUAAAAUAGAUGAUUUAGAACAAGAUAACAACAAGUUACACAUUUAUCACGCUUCAUUAUAUGUUCUUGAACGCAUUUUCAAUCUAAAACCGGAUGGUAAAGAUUCUGAGCAAAACAAGAAAGGAAUUGGCUCAGAGUAUCAUCAGGUUCCAGCAUCGUUUGAGGAAAAAUUCACGUUCUUUGAUGAUGAGAAUGAGGAAAAAGCUUUCAACAUGGUGCUCCUGAAGACAACUGAAUGUCAGCAAGAGGAGUAUCGGAGCAGCCUGGCACAAGAGGAGGAGGCUGCUGAACCCUGCAACUGA
Messenger RNA from Helianthus annuus (common sunflower), 1134 nucleotides. RefSeq names its product RUN and FYVE domain-containing protein 2-like. NCBI's taxonomy places the organism in Eukaryota, Viridiplantae, Streptophyta, Magnoliopsida, Asterales, Asteraceae. The coding region runs from base 1 to 1134 and encodes 377 amino acids. The transcript is spliced from 3 exons. The record is from RefSeq and is a predicted model, not a curated record.